AUGCCAAGAGGACCCUUCCCCCUGUCAGAUGAGCCCCUGCUGUGCAGACACCCUUCGUUCUUGAAGGGUUCCGCCGACACUAGCACGGAAAGGCAGCCUGCUUCCAUUACCCCGGUGUACCGCGAGCCAUGUGGCAUGAUACAGCAGCUGGAUGGGAGAGAUAUCCGCGCUGAUUCACCGUAUUGCAAUCGCUUCCCUGCACUCCCCAUUGGUAUCGGUGGUUGCGACAAGUUGCCAGGACACAGCACGAGUCAGGGUAUGCCAAAAAUCACACCAAGCUUCCGUAGCACCAAUGAACUGGAAACAGGCUUGCCCCGCCUCAGUCGCCCCCAGAGCAACGAGACACAACAGCCUUCCCCACGCAUGGUAGCUUCGAUAUGCAGAAACAGCAUUCCAGUAGCUGUUCCGUGGACGCCAUCCAACAAUUUGACUUCCCCUGCGCAUUCACUGACAAUGCAGCCCCCUGAGAACAAGCUGCCCAAUUCACCCGUCUUUGUUCAUUCGGGUUGCAGUAAGCUGCUCCCUGCCGUGCUUACUGAAAAGGUGCAGACAGAGGUGGCGGAUGCGUCUCAUGGACCCCAAAAGAAAAAAAAAUUGGGGCUGGGCGAUAAGCCACCAGUUGGCCUGCAGACUUCUUGCGCUUUUACGUACGGCUCAAAGGAAAUGAACGCAGUGACGGCUACGCGUGCUGGGGAACUUGUACCAGACAAGGGGCUGAAGGCGAUCGGGGCUAUGUGCGCACGACCUGGCAUUGCCGUGCCACGAGGAACGCGGACUCGACCGAGCGCAUCACAUCAGGGAGAGCAUGUGGCAGCUAAAAUGUAUUUUCACCCCAGCAAAUUGGCAUGGCGAUCAGAACUGCUGCUCUACGGGUUUGAUCGCGCGAGGAUGAUGUGUGAGUGGUCACGGAACUUCGUGUUGCGCACAGCCCGACUGCCAACAGAAGAGGAAACACGGGAAGCCAUCGGGCUACUGAUGGGCUCCCAGCUCCAACCCAGCAACACUGACGAAGCCUUCCCUCAUUAUACAGGCUGGUUGUAUGCAUACCCCCCGUUUGAAACUGUACCACCAUGUAAUCUUGGGGUAGAAGGUGAGCCAGCUCCUGUUGAGACGCAGAGCUCGCCCCCAGACAACCACCCACCAAGAGAACAUCAAGACCAGUAUCUUCCACUAAAGUAUAUUGCUGGAGUGUGUAUCGAUCCACAGCAGCGGCCCCAGCCAGCAGCAGCGGCUUCACUUCAAGUUCAGUUCCAAACCAUAUCUGCAGCGCACGCAGGCACAGGCUCGGCAGACGCUGGAGCGCGAAGAACCGAUUGCACCGCUGCCCGCCGUAUAAUGGUGCGGCCAAUAUUGCUCUUGGACUCGUCGGAAGCUACGAAUUCCGCAAAGGGUGGAGCGAUAUCUCCCACCGCAGAACCAGCUGAAGGCCAAGUCUCUCCAAAACAGUUGCCGACGAACGAUGAAGAUGUAUUCGCGGAGCUCGGGCUCCUACCCAUGCUCAAGCCCAGGCUGAGAAAGCGGAAGCGCCGGAAAGUGGGGAAGAAACCCCACAGCGUGCAGAACAUCUCGGAAAUGAAAAACCAACACUUGUUGGCCCGCACCUUCUUGCGCCGCGUCAUAGAGAAAAAUAGGCAAAUUUACGACAGUGACGGCGAAGGGCUUUCCGAAGAUGAGCCAGGCAUGCUUCCCUUGUAG
Messenger RNA from Eimeria acervulina, 1695 nucleotides. RefSeq lists its product as hypothetical. The record is from RefSeq and is a predicted model, not a curated record. The transcript is spliced from 3 exons. Bases 1 to 1695 code for a protein of 564 amino acids. NCBI's taxonomy places the organism in Eukaryota, Apicomplexa, Conoidasida, Eucoccidiorida, Eimeriidae.